CGCUCAUCCCCGAGGGGCCCCUGCAACCUCUCCGCGCGAAGACGGCUCCAGCUCUGCAGGGAAAGAAAAGUAACUUCGCUUUUCUCGGAGGAACCAGGAAGGAUUAAGCAGCCUGGGAGAGGGCAGGAGCGCGCCGAGGGUGGAAGGAUUGUGGACUGAGACGCGCUCGGGCAGAGACUAUGUAAUCGCUUCGGUGUCUGUGCAGAGGACUGCGCUUCGGGGAGGGAAGAGGAGGGAUCGGCUAGCUCCUUGGCGACUCGGCAGGCGGAGUUUCGCGGCGGCACCGGGCUUGCGCCCGCCCGCGGGGAGGUCUCUCUAUCCAGCCCCAGCGGCCGCGAGAACCCGAGCGCCGGAGCGCGGUAGUCGGCGGGGGCGAGGGAGAGCGAGACCGAGCUCCGGGGCGCGAGGGAGCGGGCCGGGGAGUCCGGGAAGAGGCGAGCGGCGGCUGCGAGCGAGCCGAGCGCGCCCCCUGUCCGCCCCAGCGGUGCCGCGCCGGGCGGCGUCCGGGCGGCAUGGAGAAGGACGGCCUGAGCCGCGCGGACCAGCAGUACGAGUGCGUGGCGGAGAUCGGGGAGGGCGCCUAUGGGAAGGUGUUCAAGGCCCGGGACCUGAAGAACGGAGGCCGUUUCGUGGCACUGAAACGCGUGCGGGUGCAGACGGGCGAGGAGGGCAUGCCGCUCUCUACCAUCCGCGAGGUGGCGGUGCUGAGGCACCUGGAGACCUUCGAGCACCCCAACGUGGUCAGGUUGUUUGAUGUAUGCACAGUGUCACGGACAGACAGAGAAACCAAACUAACAUUAGUGUUUGAACAUGUUGAUCAAGACUUGACCACUUACUUGGAUAAAGUCCCGGAGCCUGGAGUGCCCACUGAAACCAUAAAGGAUAUGAUGUUUCAGCUUCUCCGAGGUCUAGACUUCCUUCAUUCUCACCGUGUAGUGCAUCGUGAUCUAAAACCACAGAACAUUCUGGUGACCAGCAGUGGACAAAUAAAGCUGGCUGACUUCGGCCUUGCCCGCAUCUACAGUUUUCAGAUGGCUCUUACCUCAGUGGUCGUCACGCUGUGGUACAGAGCUCCAGAAGUCUUGCUUCAGUCCAGCUACGCCACCCCUGUGGACCUCUGGAGUGUUGGCUGCAUAUUUGCAGAAAUGUUUCGUAGAAAGCCUCUUUUUCGUGGAAGUUCAGAUGUCGAUCAGCUUGGAAAAAUCUUGGACGUCAUUGGACUCCCGGGAGAGGAGGACUGGCCUCGAGAUGUCGCCCUUCCCAGGCAGGCUUUUCACUCAAAAUCUCCUCAACCGAUUGAGAAGUUCGUAACAGAUAUCGAUGAACAAGGCAAAGACCUACUUCUGAAGUGCUUAACAUUUAAUCCAGCCAAAAGGAUAUCCGCCUACAGUGCCCUGUCUCACCCAUACUUCCAUGACCUGGAGAGGUGCAAGGAGAACCUGGAUGCCCAUCUCCCUCCCAGCCAGAACAGCUCAGAGAUGAAUACAGCCUGAGGUGCCGGGCGCCGCCUUGAGCUGAUCACCCGGAGAACACCCUUGGGGGCUGAUGCCCCCCCCCCCCCCGCACCCUGAGUAGGCCCCGGCAGAGCUGCUGAGGAUCACUGGCUGGGGAUCUUCUAGUUGCCGUCUUCUGGACGGGCUCUGCUUCUCCAUGGAAACCACCUCGUGUACUGUUUUGAAAUCAAUGCAAGAAUGUUUGCAGCUUUAUGUUCAUUCGUUUGUUUGUUUGUCUGUUUGUUUGUUUGUUUCAAGAACCUGGAAAAAUUCCAGAAGAAGAGAAGCUGCUGACCAAUUGUGCUGCCAUUUCAUUUUUCUAACCUUGAAUGCUGCCAGUGUGAAGUGAGCAAUCCAGGCACAGCUGAGUUAUGAUGUAAUCUCUCUGCAGCUGCCCGAGCCUGAUUCGGUACUUUUGAGUGAGAAUGUGAGAGUGUGUGUGUGUGUGUGUGUGUGUGUGUGUGUGUGUGUGUGAUUCUUGUUCUCUUAAAAGUGUUACUUUCUGUAAACAACAAGAAUAAUUGAAUUUUAAAGACUCAAAGUGACCUAUAAAUAACAGGUGCCUGUUGACUAAAGGUAAUUUACCAGAAUGGGCUUCACAAAUUAGAACAUUGAGCCUAUGUCCUCAAAAUUUCAUGGCCAAAAGCAGUAAAUUUGCUAGCAGUAAAAGGUUCACUAUUUAGAUGACGUUUUAUACACACAACAAAAGGGAAAAAAUGCAAGUAUCUUUUAAGAGACCUGUUUUUUAAAGCAUACAUUCUAUUUACUCUUCAAAAAGCUGAAUUUACUCAAUAUAAGUCCAUUUUAACCUGUAUUAUAUGCUUUAUUGUUUCUUUUGAAAAAUACCCUAUAAGCUUUUUCUACUUGCUAUAGAUUUAGGGAGUGUACCUCAAAUAGGUAAAAUUGUCAAAAAAAAAUUAGAGAAAGCCUUUAUUUCCUGAUCUGAAAUCUGUUUCCUUUUUGGGUUUUGUUGUUACUUUGUUUUGUUUUUGAUUUUAGGAAUUUGUCAGAAACUGUGUUUUGUUUUUGAUUUUAGGAAUUUGUCAGAAACUGUUUCCUGUUUUAGUGUGGAGAGUAGUUCUCUCUGACAAGAGACAGGAAUACCAUUUAAGUUUUCCCUCUUACACUGUACUUUUUCCACCAUGCACUGCCUUGUUUGCAAAGUAUCCAUCUUAUCUAUCCCCCAGGGCCUCUAAUAUAUAUUACUGCCAUUACAUAACUAAUAACAGAUUGCUUAAGCUUUUCCCAUGCACCUCCUGCUUGCUUGCUUUCAAUGAACCUUUUGUAAAUAGUUAGAUUCAGAUUGUGGCUUGUGGCUCCGAUUUCGCUAUCCUAACAGGGUCCCCCCUCUGUUAUGUUCUUGCUCUGAUGCGAUCUUCCUACCUGGCAUUCAUUGUUGUUACCUAGGCAGUGAGUAGAGGACCAGUUUUUCUCUAUCACCAGCACAUAGAUUGCUUUAAACUGUUACUUAGUGUUUUACGAUUUUUUUUUUAGAAUAUAUUGUCAGUGUAGAAUCAGAGAGAAUGUCUUUAACUAUUUUUUAGAAAUAUAUAUUUACUGUAUAAAAUGAUCUUUUCUCCAUCCCCCAGGCUGUGCUUGUUUCUAGUGCCUUGUGCGUACUCCUCUCUCUGCAGAGCCAGCCUGCCCUGGGCAUUGUGAACAGCUUUAUUUUUUUUCUCUUGCCGUUUUCCCUACUGUUCCUUAUAUUCCAGUGUCAUCUCUGCCUUACAUGUGGUUAGUGCUGAAAGACACAGAGAUUAAGUAUCUUUUUGGAAGUUUAGCUAUCUUUGCUUUCUGACUCAUGUUUUGAGUGCAUGCAACAGUUAGACCGUGUUUAGAGUUAGGGUUUUCAAAGAAUGAACAUUGCUUCCCUCAGUAGAAAAUGUUCCAGAUGAUGUUUAUAUGUUGUCAGGCCUUCCUGAAUUCUUCACAGCUCAAUAUUUCUUAUACUACCAUCUUGAACAAGAGAAAAAUUAGGAGACUUUCCUCCUUGGAAGCUUUUUGGGGUGGGAAUUACUCUUUUUUAAUACAUAAUGUUGUUUAACAUUUUUCUAACUCUCAGUAACUUGAAGAGCAGGAAGAUUUGUCUAAAACCAGAUACGAAUGAGAAGAUGGGCCGUAAGAAUGUUUUACGCUUUCUUCAUUGUUGACAACAUUGAUUAUGUUUUGUCAUCACUGUAAAUGCUUGAGAUAUAAUGAAUCCAGAGAAUUCGGGGCGAUGUCUCCCCUGGAACAGUGAGUUCUGCCUUUCCUUUGAUCGGGGGUCAAAAUACAAAGACGUUUUUGCUGGGGCCUAGCAAUUGAAUUUUAAAACUCACUGCCCUGAUUCGUCAUGUGCUUUUUGGUUAGAGUGGACAUAACUUGAGUUUCUGCUUUUUUAAGUUUUUCACAAGUUCUCCCAAGAAAAAUGCAGCUGUUCUAAACUGGAAUUUUUCAGCAUUCUUGAGAAUUUUAAACAAGUAGAGAGCUCCACUUUAUUUCUAGCAUAUACUUUUGGUUCAUUUCUCGGUAGUGUUUAUGAAGAAAACUUAAAGCACAAACAUUUCUGCAUUGGAUACUUGGCAGACUAUCCUUGGAGAGGCAGAAGGAGGGGGCACCUCGGCCUCUCUGAACUUCAGAGUCUGACCCCAGUGCUCACAUCUGUAGUUCUUGUAGUUGAGUGGUUACUCUCUUGUUUUAUGGCUUUUAUAUCUGGGCUCACCAGUUCUGAAAUCCAGAUCCCACACAAGCACCCUUGCUACUGGGGCACUGGGAAGCAUAUAGCUGCAUAGGAAUUUACUGAAUACAGCUUAUUCUUCUGUGACAGAUGGUUUCAAACGUCUUUGCCAAAAGCGAAGGCAUGGUUAGCUGCAAAGGUCAUACUGCUCCGGGGUUAUACUGAAGCAGCUUAUAGCAGUAAAAAUCUGGUGUCAGAUUGAAAAUCACAUUUGAAUUUCCAGCUGAGGACUGGGGCUGGCAUGUGCCUGAUAGUUUCUAUGUGGCAGUUGUUCUGGGGGCCCAGGCAUUGUGGGAACUGUUGUGCAGGCUGGCAUUGUAACAAUCCCAUUUAAGAAUAAAAGAGACACCUGUCCAUUUCAGCAUCAUAAGCUAUCAUGGGGCAAAGGUAAUAAGGUCCUAAUCUUAUAACCUUAAAAACACAAUUUCCAAGAGCUUUAAGAACCCAGUGCCUUGGCGCCUCCCACUUUGUCUCUCCUUUAAAGUGGAUAGGAACCCAAGAAGCAAAGAACCUGUUUUGGACAAGAGCUCCAAGCCUUUUCAUCCCUCUGUAUUCUCAUGAUUUUCUCUCAGGACUCACACAGUAGGAAUGGCACGCUCUUCAUUUAGCCCAAGGUGUCUUACUAAAAAUGUCUCAAAAUAUUUACAAGACUAGAAUCUCAGCCUUUUAGUUGGAAGUAAAAAUGAAAAUUUCAGAACGCACGGGCUGUCUUAAAGAAAAUUUGUACCCCUAACUAAAGAUUUUAUCAUUUGACUCCAGAAAGUGGUACUGUCCAUCUUGAUGAAAAAAAGCCUAAAUAGUACCAAUAUUUUGAACCUUAAAUUAUGUAUUACAAUUGAGCUUUUAACUACAGCUGCUUCUCUUAAAAGCGGUGCCUAUUAAAGUCAGUAAUGGCAAUCCUCAUUCCUUUAUAGAAAUUAAAAUCAUGUAAGCUUCUAAUUAAAACUCAUUAAAAUUCUUCUCUUCAAAGAAUUGCUUCUUUUAAAUGACAACUAGACAAUUUUUAUGAUAAGCACACAAGAGAAUGUCUCACGUUUUCCAAAAGCAGUCUUUUGUUGCAUCGUCGGGUCUAGGAAAGAGUAAUAUUAAAAGUUAAUAAGCCACUGUAAUUACUUAAUUGUGUUAGUAUAGAAACUAUAGAAUAUUUACCUUGGAAAGAAAAUGUUGAGACAUUAUAAAUUCUUAGGUAUUGAUAGAAUUCAGAAGAAUGCAUGUUUUACAUUGUGACACAUAAAAACAGUGUCUCUAUUUUGUAAAAAUAAAGAUGUGAUGUGAUUUCUAAAUCUUUUAAAGUCCUAAGACAGUGGACAACGGAUAGAGGAAGUUCAGGAGAAAACGAAGGUAUUCCAAGAAGGAUAGUUUCAAAGUUAGAUAUAUUCUGAAGGAUGGAUAUUAACAAAUAUAUUGUAAGAAGUUAUAUUAAAGUCACCUGGCAACUAUGAAGUUGAUACGUUCAAAAACAUGUUUUUGUGAAAAAGCUGUUCCAAGCAGUUGCCAUUUCAAAUGUCGGCCUUAACAAACUCAAUCAUCCGUACUCCUUAUUUCAUGGGAGGAAGCAGCUACAUGAAGCUACGGUCUUUAUAUAAGCCUAAGAAUGUUCACUGUAAAUAUAU
Zalophus californianus (California sea lion) is the source of this 5822-nucleotide messenger RNA. It is a transcript of the gene CDK6, whose product is annotated as cyclin dependent kinase 6. Gene Ontology annotation, molecular function: ATP binding; cyclin-dependent protein serine/threonine kinase activity; cyclin binding. Gene Ontology annotation, cellular component: nucleus; cyclin-dependent protein kinase holoenzyme complex; cytoplasm. Lineage: Eukaryota; Metazoa; Chordata; Mammalia; Carnivora; Otariidae. The record is from RefSeq and is a predicted model, not a curated record. Bases 513 to 1493 code for a protein of 326 amino acids. The transcript has 8 exons. Gene Ontology annotation, biological process: G1/S transition of mitotic cell cycle; regulation of gene expression; signal transduction.